AUGUCUCUGGAGGCCGAUAUUCUCCAGGAUGAGCAGGUUCAGCAGUUCGAGGUGGAAUCAGAGCAGCAGUUGCAGGAUGACCAACAGCUUCCCGCCGAUGUCAACGAAGGCAACAUUGAAGACAAUGAAGAUGAUGAAAUUUUGAAGCCAAACGACGAGGCAGCAGACGAUGCUGAAGGCAAUAAUGGCGUGGAAGACGCACAGGAUGCAGAUGAAGGCGCUGGAGAUGAGGAUUUUGAUGCCACCAAUACCGAAAAUGGUAAUGUCGAACAGGAUUACGACGACGAAGAUAUCUACAGCAUGCAAAGUCAUAAAACCAAGGAGGGCAAUGCUACUCGAAAAAAGAUCAUCCGUAAGAAGACUAAGGAGGCACCUGAGCUUCCAAACUUUACGGCCGAACGGCCAUCGGAGGAUAUUUAUGCCGAUAACGAUGUGAUUGACUACUCCAAUGAAGACCCAGCCACCAGGAAGAGACGACUCUUAGAAGAGAGAAUGACUAUGGCAGUCAAGUCGAAAACCGUUAGAAAGAGAAAGGCUGAUGAGGACGACUUGGAGAGAAUGCAGGAUGAUAAGAUCGAUCAGUUGAAGAACUUGAUGAUCGAGGCAGCCAAUUUGGAUGUGGAGAAGAAUUCACAGGGCCAGAUCGCAACAGAAAAGUUGAAACUUUUGAAGGAAGUGAUGGAUACAUUGUCUAAGGCGGACUUGGCCAUUUCGAUUUUGGAUAAUAACCUUCUUGAGGCCGUCAGAUUGUGGCUCGAACCUUUGCCAGACGCUUCCAUGCCAGCAUACCAGAUCCAGAAGGAGUUGAUGCAGUCGUUGACAACGUUGCCUAUCAAAACAGACCAUUUGGUAGCGAGUGGUAUCGGAAAGGUGUUGGUCUUCUACCAGAGAAGCAAGAGAACCGAGCCCAAUUUGAAGAAAAUCGUGGACCGGUUGAUAGGGGACUGGACUCGGCCAAUCUUGAAUAAGUCCGACUCGUACAAGGACAGAACCAUCAGGUUCCACGACUACAACAAGUCCAAAUUCACUAACAAGUUGCAGUCACUGCGAAAGAAUAAGACUAAGGAGUCCAAGACUUUGUAUGAGCAACAGGCUGAAAGAAGAAACCGUGCUGCCAUCCCUAGUGCCAGAACCACCGCCUACAAGAUUGCACCAAAGGUUGAUCCAAGCUUAUUGAUGAGACAGCAGAAGGGUUCAGGAGAAAUGUUCAACCGUAUCAACAGAAAGAUGACCAACUCGAGAAAGAAGGUUGUCAAGAAGUCGGGACCAUCUAUUGAGGGUAAGAACUUGUCUAUGUAA
Molecule: messenger RNA, 1299 nt
Organism: Sungouiella intermedia
Lineage: Eukaryota; Fungi; Ascomycota; Pichiomycetes; Serinales; Metschnikowiaceae
Source: the annotation of a GenBank genome assembly